CUUCAACUUCAACAACAUUACCUUCCACCACUACAUCAACGACCGCAGCACCUACAACCCCUGCCAAUCCGUGUUUCCCAAGCCCCUGUGUACAUGGAUCGUGCUUCAUAAGCAGCGGAAACUCUCUCACAUUCUUCUGUAUGUGCCCGAUUGGCUUCGAGGGAGUCCAUUGUGAAACGAUAAUUACCUCUACUGCUUCGACAACAACGCAUACACUACCACAACCCCCCGUUGACGGACAUUGGUGUUCAUGGUCUGUAUGGUCCCUUUGUACAUCCGACUGUCACCAGACACGGACUCGGGUAUGCGACAAUCCAGCACCGCUACACGGCGGCAAAGAUUGCCAUGGUCCAACGACGGACACACGAGAUUGUUACACGUCUCCAUGCCGAGUUGACGGACACUGGAGUUCAUGGACUACAUGGUCUUUUUGUACAUCUCACUGUAAUCAGACACGGACUCGAGCAUGCGCCAAUCCAGCACCGCUACACGGCGGCAAGGAUUGCCAUGGUCCAACGACGGACACACGAGAUUGUUACACGUCUCCAUGCCGAGUUGACGGACACUGGAGUUCAUGGACUACAUGGUCUUUUUGUACACCUCACUGUAAUCAGACACGGACUCGAGCAUGCGCCAAUCCAGCACCGCUACACGGCGGCAAGGAUUGCCAUGGUCCAACGACGGACACACGAGAUUGUUACACGUCUCCAUGCCGAGUUGACGGACACUGGGGUUCAUGGACUACAUGGUCCCUAUGUACAUCUCACUGUAACCAGACACGGACUCGAGCGUGCGACAAUCCAGCACCGUUACACGGCGGCAAAGAUUGCCAUGGCGCGACGAUACAAACACAUGAUUGUUACACGGCGUCAUGUCGAUAUAUUUCAAAGACGUUUCGACGGAAGUGUUGAUUUUCACAGAAACUUUAGGAAUUAUGAAUAUGGUUUCGGCGAUGUUGUUGGUGAACAUUGGCUAGGACUUAAAUACAUCUACGAGAUAACAUCGAACGGUUAUUUUCAACUUCGCGUAAACAUAACACGCAACGACGGAAGAAAGGCUUAUGAUGUAUAUGGCAAUUUCAGACUACAACCCGGACCUCGCUAUACACUAAAUCUUGGGGCACAAUUAAAGUCGCAUGGUGUUGAACCCUCCAGUGAUACAUUCUUUACAACCUCCUCACGUACACCCGUUGGAAGUGCCUUCAGUACGUAUGAUCAUGACUCCGACAAGUUCGCGGAUGGCAAUUGUGCUGAAUUGUACAAAGGUGGAUGGUGGUAUAAUGAUUGUUACAUGAAUAUUAACCUUAAUGGUUUGUAUCAGCCCGGAAUCAGUAAAACGACGUCAAUGAUUUACGACGGGUUCCCAGGGCUCAAGUCAAGCACGAUCAUGUUUAAAGAGAUCUUCAAGAAAUAAUAAUGCGGGGACAAGAAGCAGUGCUUUCAAUCAUAUGGAAGGAACGGGAAUUUCACUUAAAAUCUUUGAUUUAUUGCCUAUGUCUUUCCUUGUAUUAUUGAUACACAAAUUAAACGACAAGACGCAUU
Molecule: messenger RNA, 1541 nt
Organism: Dreissena polymorpha
Lineage: Eukaryota; Metazoa; Mollusca; Bivalvia; Myida; Dreissenidae
Product: fibroleukin-like
Exons: 10
Coding region: 346-1413 (355 amino acids)
Source: RefSeq, a predicted model, not a curated record